CCAUUAAGGUUUUAGCCAUAAUGCAUGUGUUCAUUUCUGGACUGUCAUAGUUUAUGGUGAAAAUGAUAUUAGUUACAUCUUGCUGUUAUUGCUGCUAAUUACUGUUGUUGAUAAUGAGAUUAUAUAAUGGUUAUAGUUAUCAUGACAUCCCACAGGUGGUGUAUGGCUGCUUGGUGGAACAAGGAGAGGAUGCAUGGCACCUACAGGUUCCUGCAUGUGACUUCCUGCACAGCCUGACACAACUGCUCACCUCUCGUGUGAACCACUUCUUGGAUCCACACACCCGGCCUGGCACUGGCGAGGUUGUAUCAGCCAGGUCAUCAGGAGUGAACAGCCCUUCCAACCUAACUCGAGUCAGCUGCUGCUCACCACAUUCCCAGACAGGUGCUCACACUGACUCCCACCUGCAGGACCUACUAGGAGAAGGUUGUCAUCCUCAGCCUUUUAGUGGAGUGGGGCAGGAGCUUCUUCUUGGGUCAACUGUCCAUGAAGAGGAUGAUGGUGAUGAAUUCAUCUUAUUGGGUCUGCACCAGGUGUUGCCUGGGGGGGUAGAGCCUUGUUUUGGGUUCACAAAGGAAGUUUCAGACCACGUCCCCAGCCACCCUGAGAGCAUCCAUCACUCCCAUCGGUCACAUAACCCUUUCAGUCAGCAUCCACCGGGCACCCCAACCUCCUCUGCUUCUCCCACCCAGCCAAUCCUGACAGCGCGGGAUAUCAAGAGACACCCGCACCUUUCAGACUGCGAGACUGAUACUGAUGAUAAUUUGCACCCACGCCAAGCAACAACCCGCGCCAGCAACCUCAUGGUGACCCGAGUGCCGCUACUGGCGCCCACGCUGAGUCUGCUUGGCAACGUCCGAGGCGAACUGAUGAUGAAUGACACAAAGCUUCACCGCGGCACGCAGCGCCGGUUGGCCGCUGCCCGGGGAUUGGCUGACAGAUCUGGUUCUCCCCUGGCCGAAGUAAUCACAGGCUGA
Portunus trituberculatus (swimming crab) is the source of this 977-nucleotide messenger RNA. RefSeq lists its product as uncharacterized. The record is from RefSeq and is a predicted model, not a curated record. Lineage: Eukaryota; Metazoa; Arthropoda; Malacostraca; Decapoda; Portunidae. The transcript has 6 exons. The coding region runs from base 114 to 977 and encodes 287 amino acids.